Molecule: messenger RNA, 3873 nt
Organism: Chaetomium globosum CBS 148.51
Lineage: Eukaryota; Fungi; Ascomycota; Sordariomycetes; Sordariales; Chaetomiaceae
Exons: 3
Coding region: 1-3873 (1290 amino acids)
Biological process (GO): DNA-templated transcription
Molecular function (GO): DNA-directed RNA polymerase activity; DNA binding
Source: RefSeq, a predicted model, not a curated record
AUGGGUGCCGAACAGAAAGCGCGCCGGCGCAAGGAGCAGCUGGUUGACCAGGUCCCGAAGCGCUUCAAGUCGCUAAAGUUCGGAGUUCAAUCCCACCAGGACAUAGUGAGCCAGGGUGUCCUCGAAGUUUCCGACAACUUGCUAUACGAUGUGGAAAACCGGCGAGCGGCGUUCCCUCAUGGACCCCUCGAUCCACGCCUGAAAAAGAUUGCCCCCGAGAGCAAAGUCGAGUUCGAUGCGUCAUUCAACCAGGCCAAGAAGUACACGCCGGAGCUGGAGAAGCACACUCGAAAGGCAAUGGAGGACUUAAAUCCUCUAAAAGUUCUGAACCUCUUCAGAGCGAUCAGCCAAACCGACUGUGAGCUAUUGGGAUUAGACCCUUCCGAGGGUCGACCCGAUAUGUUCCUAUGGCAAUACCUUCCGGCCCCGCCCAUCUGCAUCAGACCGUCCGUCGCGCAGGAGAAUGCCAGCAAUGAGGACGACAUUACGAGCAAGCUUUCAGAAAUCAUCCUUUACGCCGGCCACUUGCGCGAAUCGUUGAAGAAGGGGGUUGCGUUGCCGGUCAUUAUGGAGCAAUGGGAAUUCUUGCAGCUGCAAGUGGGCAUGUACGUCAACAGCGACGUACCGGGCCUCUACCAACCCGGUUUCGGAAAGCCUAUCCGUGGGUUUUGUCAGCGUCUCAAGGGCAAGCAGGGUCGGUUCCGUGGCAAUCUCUCAGGCAAGCGUGUCGACUUUUCUGGGCGGACUGUCAUCUCACCCGACCCCAACCUGAGCAUUGAGCAGGUGGCAGUCCCAGAGUUGGUGGCCAAGAACUUGACCUACCCUGAGCGGGUAAACCAUGCCAACAUCGAGAAGCUGAGGGAGCGUGUCAUCACCGGGCCCAAUAUUUGGCCCGGUGCCCAGGGAAUCAUCAAGAAGGACGGAGCCAAAUACAACCUGAAAAUCGGCAAUGAAAGCCUCCGCGAGAAACACGCAAAUAACUUAGAACACGGUGAUGUUGUCGAGCGUCAUCUGGAAGACAACGACGUUGUGCUCUUCAACCGGCAACCUUCCUUGCACAAGCUCAGUAUCAUGAGCCAUCUCGCCAAGAUUCGACCCUGGAGGACGUUCCGUCUCAACGAAUGUGUGUGUACCCCGUACAACGCCGAUUUCGACGGAGACGAAAUGAACCUGCACGUCCCGCAGACGGAGGAGGCUCGGGCAGAAGCAAUCAACUUGAUGGGCGUUAAACACAACCUCGUCACACCCAAGAACGGCGAGCCCAUCAUCGCCGCUACGCAGGAUUUCAUCACGGCGGCUUACCUGUUGAGCAGCAAGGAUAUAUUCUUCGACCGGGCAUCGUUCACCUACGUCUGUACCCAAAUGCUUUUGGGCGACACCCAUCUCGAGCUCCCCCCACCUGCCAUCAUCAAGCCCAGGGCCCUCUGGACUGGCAAGCAGAUCUUCAACGUACUCAUGCGCCCCAACAAAGAAUCCCCCGUUCUGGUAAACCUCGAGGCGAAAAACAAGGUCUUUUUCAAGAAAAAGGAUGGCCAAAUCCCGGACAUGGACAUCGACGACGCGUUUUUGGUCGUUCGCAACUCGGAGGUUAUGUGCGGGAGGAUGGACAAGGCAACGGUUGGAGGAGGCAAGAAGAACUCAGUAUUUUACGUGAUCCUCCGUGAUUUUGGGCCGGACCAUGCGGCGGUUGCAAUGAACCGGUUGUCCAAGCUUUGCGCCAGAACUUUGUCACUGCGGGGGUUCUCCAUUGGCGUUGGGGAUGUGUGGCCAUCAGGGUCCCUGACGAGUCACAAAGCCCAACUUGUCGAGGACGCCUACAACAAGUGUGAUGAUCUCAUCGAGACGUAUAGGCAAGGAAAGCUCGAGAAGGCUCCGGGAUGCAACCUCGAGGAGACGCUCGAAAACUCCAUCUCUGGUAUUCUCAGCAAAGUCCGGCAGCAGGCUGGUAACUACUGUGUUGGGAACUUGAGCAAAAACAAUGCUCCGCUGAUCAUGGCUAAAUCAGGAUCCAAGGGUUCCGACAUUAACGUCGCCCAGAUGGUUGCCUGCGUCGGUCAGCAGAUUAUCGGCGGCAAGCGUGUGCCUGAUGGGUUCCAGGACCGCAGUCUGCCGCAUUUUCACAAGAACGCGCGCCAGCCCCCGUCUAAGGGGUUCGUGAGGAAUAGCUUCUACACAGGGCUAGUCCCGACCGAGUUUCUUUUCCACGCUAUCUCGGGCAGAGAAGGUCUCGUCGAUACGGCCGUCAAGACAGCCGAGACAGGCUACAUGUCCAGGCGACUGAUGAAAUCACUUGAAGAUUUGUCAACACAGUACGACGACACGGUUCGAACGUCGGAGGGGGGCAUCGUCCAGUUUCAGUACGGGGCUGACAGGCUCGACCCCGUGGAUAUGGAAGGUGACGCCAAGCCCGUUGACUUUACCAGGACGUGGAAUCAUGCGCAGAGCAUUACGUGGAGCAACUCGGAUACGUCGCUAUUGCCUUGGGAGAUCCAAAAGCUAAGCAAGGCGAUACUGGAUGAGGAGCGGAGUAAGUAUGUCAGGCGACAUCUCGUCACGAACGAGGAGAUCAAGUACGACGACGAGACGAUCCGCGAGAGCAUGGAGCAUGACGUUUUGAUCGCCAUCGACGAACACGAGAGCGCCAGAGUCUACUUAAACACCAUCCGGGAUUAUGUCAUGGAGCGCGCCGUGAAGCUGGCGAAGGUUCGGAAGUCGGUGGGGUUGGACCCGUGCAUCCCGGACGAUAAGCGAAUGAAGGAAGAAGUCGACGGGUGGAAGCCGGCGGUAGCAGAGGGGUCAGAGAUGGAUGUUGACGCCCAUGGCGAGCCCUGUCAGCCAUUGGAAUAUGUGCUCAGAGAUCUACGACGGGAGAUCAACGAAGAAGACGACCUCGACGAAACGGCUCGGCAAGCGAGGAUCCAAGCCAAGGCGCAGGACCACGUUAACCGCGUCGCCAAGGUGUCAGAGCGUACGCUACGGCAAUUCAUUCAAAUGUGUCUCCACAAGUACAAGAAGGCACGAGUCGAACCUGGCCACGCGGUGGGCGCCGUUGGAGCACAAUCUAUCGGCGAACCCGGCACGCAGAUGACGCUUAAGACGUUCCAUUUUGCGGGGGUUGCUGGUAUGAGUAUCACGCAAGGUGUGCCCCGUAUUAAGGAAAUCAUCAACGCUUCGAAGACCAUCAGCACACCGGUUAUCAGUUGCGAGCUGGAAAAUCGGGUGGAUAUAAAGGCCGCGCGUGUGGUCAAGGGUAGGAUCGAGAAAACAUAUGUUUCAGAUAUAAUCUCAUUCGUCGACGACGAGUGGCUUCCGGACGUUGCCAAGAUCGUCCUCCAGGUGGACCUGCAGGCGCUCUCAGACAUGCAGCUCGGCAUUUCGAUGAAGGAUAUCGCCGACGCUAUCGUGCGGGCCAAGAAGCUGAAGCUCAAGGUCGAGCCCGAGGACCUGCGGAUCGGUCGCGACCGCGUCGAGGUGAUCGUCCGCAACACAUGGCAGGACGUUACCGCUGCGCGUAAAGCAGCCCGAGUCCGCGCGGCUGCCGUCGAGAAGGGCCACAUCAUGUCCAGCGCCCUGGACGAGUCAGCAGCCGACUUUCAACUCCGCGUCAACUUCCUCAAGCGCAUGCUCCCGCAGGUCGUCAUCUCGGGCUACCCCGACGCGGCGCGCGCCAUCAUCCAGACGGACGACAAGAACGAGCACAUGGUGCUCGUCGAAGGGUACGGGCUGCGCGCGUGCAUGACGACCGAGGGCGUGAUCGGCACCAAGUGCGUGACGAACUCGGUCAUGAGGAAGUGCCGCGACGUGCUGGGGAUCCGAGGCGGCCGCGCACCACCAUUCGCGACCAGAAAUCGCGGCUGUCAUGCGCCGAGAUGA